GCUCCUCGCGCCGCCGCAGCCGCCGCGGCUCCCGGUCCCCGGCCGCCUGCCUCCCUGCCUCCCUCCCCGCCGCCUCGGCAAGGGCUGGGCUACUCCGAGGCUUGGCGGGAAAAAGGACUGGGAGGGAUCGAAACCCCCAUUAUAAAAGAGCCUGCUCAGCGGAGGACUCGCUGUAGUAAUCCCAGCGAGAGGCAGAGGGAGCGAGCGGGCGCGCCAGCAGCCGGAGGGGCACCCAGCGAAGCCGAGCGUCAGAGCGCGCUCCCUCCGGGCGCCCGGGGCAGAGAUCGGAGGGAAAGCGGGGCUUCACCUCCUCCUCCUCCUCCUCCCCACCCGGCCCGCCGACCCCUGCCUGCCGGAGAGACCCGCAGCCCUCCGCCACAGCCACGAAAACUUUGCCGAUCGCCGCGGGCGGGCGCUUUCCCCUGGAACUUACAACAGCCCGGCGCGAGGACGCGGCCGGCUCUCCCAGGAGCCGGGGGCCUAUUUGGGGGAGACCUCCGGGCCGCCGCCUGCGCCCCGCUCCCCUGAAGGGCGCUCCUGGCCCCCGGUGGGAACCUGGAUCUCCUCCGGAGGGUGGCAAACCCGCAGGCCGCCGCGAUGCCCCUCAACGUCAGCUUCGCCGCCAACAGGAACUACGACCUGGACUACGACUCGAUGCAGCCCUACUUCUUCUGCGACGAGGAGGAGAACUUCUACCACCAGCAGCAGCAGAGCGAGCUGCAGCCGCCCGCGCCCAGCGAGGACAUCUGGAAGAAGUUCGAGCUGCUGCCCACGCCGCCGCUGUCGCCCAGCCGCCGCUCCGGCCUCUGCUCGCCCUCCUACGUGGCCUUCGCGUCCUUCUCGCCGCGGGAGGUGGACGCCGGCGGCGGCGGCGGCGGCAGCUUCUCCACCGCCGACCAGCUGGAGAUGGUGACCGAGCUGCUGGGCGGGGACAUGGUGAACCAGAGCUUCAUCUGCGACCCGGACGACGAGACCUUCAUCAAGAACAUCAUCAUCCAGGACUGCAUGUGGAGCGGCUUCUCGGCCGCCGCCAAGCUCGUGUCCGAGAAGCUGGCCUCCUACCAGGCUGCGCGCAAGGACAGCGGCGGCCGGAGCCCCGCCCGCGGGCAGGGCGCCUGCUCCUCCUCCAGCCUCUACCUGCAGGACCUGAGCGCCGCCGCCUCCGAGUGCAUCGACCCGUCCGUGGUCUUCCCCUACCCGCUGCACGACGGCAGCUCGCCCAAGCCCUGCGCCUCCCCGGACUCCUCCGCCUUCUCCCCGUCCUCGGACUCUCUGCUCUCCUCCACCGACUCCUCCCCUCGGGCCAGCCCCGAGCCCCUGGCGCUCCACGAGGAGACCCCGCCCACCACCAGCAGCGACUCCGAGGAGGAGCAAGAGGACGAGGAAGAGAUCGAUGUCGUUUCUGUGGAAAAGAGGCAGCCCUCGGCCAGAAGGUCGGAGUCGGGGUCCCCGUCUUCCAGAGGUCACGGCAGGCCGCCCCACAGCCCGCUGGUGCUGAAGCGGUGCCACGUGUCCACCCACCAGCACAACUACGCGGCGCCCCCCUCCACCAGGAAGGACUAUCCCGCCGCCAAGAGGGCCAAGUUGGACAGUGGCCGAGUCCUCAAGCAGAUCAGCAACAACCGCCGGUGCGCCAGCCCCCGGUCCUCGGACACGGAGGAGAACGACAAGCGGCGGACGCACAACGUCCUGGAGCGCCAGCGGAGGAACGAGCUGAAGCGCAGCUUCUUCGCGCUGCGCGACCAGAUCCCCGAGUUGGAAAACAACGAGAAGGCCCCCAAGGUCGUGAUCCUCAAGAAAGCCACGGCCUACAUCCUGGCCGUCCAGGCCGAGGAGCAGAAGCUCCUGUCCGAGAAGGACUUCUUGCGGAAACGGCGGGAACAGUUGAAACACAAACUCGAGCAGCUGCGGAACUCAUGUGCAUAGAACUUGACCUCCGGGAGGGAGGAGGGGACUGGGGUUCGAAGGGAAAAGGACGGGAAAAGGUUCCUCCCCGCGUCCUUGCAGAAGUCAUUGGACACGUGAGCUCGUUGCAACUGCAUGGUCAAGUGCAAACCGCACAACCGUGGCUGGGUCUUCAGACUGAAAGGUUUAGCCAUAAUGUAAACUGCCUCAAAUGGAACUUUGGGCAUAAAAGAACAGUUUUUAUGCUUGCCAUCCUUU
Messenger RNA from Pipistrellus kuhlii (Kuhl's pipistrelle), 2163 nucleotides. RefSeq names its product MYC proto-oncogene, bHLH transcription factor (gene MYC). The record is from RefSeq and is a predicted model, not a curated record. The transcript has 3 exons. NCBI's taxonomy places the organism in Eukaryota, Metazoa, Chordata, Mammalia, Chiroptera, Vespertilionidae. Gene Ontology annotation, molecular function: protein dimerization activity; RNA polymerase II cis-regulatory region sequence-specific DNA binding; DNA-binding transcription factor activity, RNA polymerase II-specific. Gene Ontology annotation, biological process: positive regulation of cell population proliferation; regulation of transcription by RNA polymerase II. Bases 598 to 1926 code for a protein of 442 amino acids.